AUGGAAAAUAUAGAACUUGAAGAUCGAAUAACUCUAUCAGCACUAAAAUUCGUAUGUGGCGAAGAUGAACACAUCUGUAGGUUAUGUUUAUCACCAACUGAAAACAAAGAUAUAAAUGUAGAAAACACUGUUAAAUUGCAGACCAUUUACUACGAAAACUCGAUUACGUACAGAAAUAUGCUCGAAGUCUUAAAUGUACCAGAGGAAGAGCUUUUACCUCAAAUUCUCUGUAAAAGUUGCGCGAAAAUAACUAUUAAUUGUUACCUUUUCCAACAACUGCGACAAUAUUCCAUAGAAAGGUGGUUUAAAGCUUUGGAACUCUUGCAAAAAUCAUUAAUGCAAUUAAAUACGCUUAAGCCAGACAUUCGAACUACGUAUUUAAUCCUAAAUAAGACAGACAAUCUAGUUUUCACAAGUAAUAAGAGCUAUGAAGUUAAACCGAAGAAGGUGGCUGUUUUAAAAGAAAUCAUGAAGAAUUGUCGGAAGUAUAAUCAAGCUCAAAGAAAACUAAAAGAAUGUGUUUGCAAUGAAUGUGGCGAGAAGUUUCCUUCUCAUUUCUGUCUAGUUAAACAUAUGAGAGAUCACAACAAAACAUUCAACCCAUGCAAGGAAUGCUCCAAAAUAUUUUCUACUCCAUUACAGCUACAGGAGCACACAGAGAGAGUGCACUAUCCAAAGACUUUGCAAUGUGACAAGUGCUCAAAUAUGUUUAGUACUUUAAAAAUAUUAAAGUUACAUGAUAAAACCCAUCACACUCCCGCUAAGUGCAGCUUGUGUAACCAAGAGUUUCCAUCGAGGAAAACUCUCCGAGCUCAUUUAGACAAACACAAAGCAAACACAUGCUCUGUAUGUGGUAAAAAAUUUAGGAACAUAAGAAAUUUCAAAAAUCAUGUUAAUAGAUGUGGAAAUAUGGGGGAGGAACAGCAGAAAUACAUUUGUGACAUUUGCAACAAAUGUUACAGGAGGAAGAAUGGAGUGAGAUCACAUUUAAAGAUAGACCAUGGGUUUGGUAAAGUUUUAUCAUGUACUUGGUGCAAUAAGAAAUUUGAUGCCAUUAGUAGGUUAAAAAAUCACUCUGUUAAACAUACAAAAGAAAGAAAUUUUCAUUGCAGUCAAUGUGGGGGCCAGUUUGUCACAUAUCCCGCUUUGGUGUACCAUAUAAGAUUACAUACUGGCGAGCGACCAUUCCCCUGCGACUUAUGUGGCGAAAGCUUUCUAUCAGCUUCCAGGAGAAUGGAACAUAAAAAAAGAAAACAUAUCGGCCCCACAAAAGCGUGUACUCUUUGUAAGAUGAAAUUUAUUACUAGUCACCAGUUACGCAAACAUUUCCAGAGACAUUUCAAUCCGAAUAGCAAAUUAUUUAUUACAAAAGAUGAUUUAAUCGCAUUAGAGAGAGCUGAGCAACAAGAAAUGCAGGGAUAAAAUGAUUUCAAGAAUCAUGAUAUAUACAAUUUUUAUAUUAUUUUACAUAACUGACUGUAUUCAAUAUAAUAAAUAAUGUAAAUUAA
Messenger RNA from Melitaea cinxia (Glanville fritillary), 1508 nucleotides. RefSeq names its product gastrula zinc finger protein XlCGF57.1-like. NCBI's taxonomy places the organism in Eukaryota, Metazoa, Arthropoda, Insecta, Lepidoptera, Nymphalidae. Gene Ontology annotation, biological process: regulation of transcription by RNA polymerase II. The coding region runs from base 1 to 1422 and encodes 473 amino acids. The transcript is spliced from 2 exons. The record is from RefSeq and is a predicted model, not a curated record. Gene Ontology annotation, cellular component: nucleus. Gene Ontology annotation, molecular function: zinc ion binding; RNA polymerase II transcription regulatory region sequence-specific DNA binding; DNA-binding transcription factor activity, RNA polymerase II-specific.